UCAAGAAGAAGAAGAAGAAGCAAUAGUGGGUUUUGGGAAAACAUCCAGCAUGGGCGCUCGACUCGCGCGGAUUUUCCGAAACUUUAACGUGGAGGACCGCGCGCUGCGAGAGAUCUCCAAAAAGAAGCCGAGGUCAGCACCCCGGCACGCGACCACAGCGACGCCGUCCGCCGUUAGCUCUGAGGUCGAGGAGUUGGUGAUGAAGAAGAACGAGUCGUUGUUGGAACAUCUCAGGGCUGUGUAUGUAGAGUCCACGGAUCCAACAGCAGCUCCAGAGUUUUCGGGGGAUGCAUCUGCAGGUAAAGAAGCCGACCGGAGGCCCCUCAGAGUCAGUUUACCAGGAAGCGUGUUCAGCCUGCCUGAGCUCACAGAUGUUCCUAAAGGGAAGCUGACCCUUACCGAAGCUCUCACGGCUCUCGGCAGCCACCAGCACCAGCCCCGGACCUGGUCGGCGGAAAAGAUUGCUCAGGAAUAUUGCCUGGAAUUAAAAGACACAAAAUCUGUGGUUGAAUUCUUUGUCCCUUUCAAGGUUGAGGUCAUCCCUCCAAAGAGUAGAACUGCCAAGCAAAUAAAGGCUUCCUAAGAAUGGAGUCAGGAGGAAUGGAGAAGCUUUUACCUCACUUAUUUAUGUUCUGUAAUGUUAGAGUGGGAAAGGAUGUAGCUUUCCCAUGAUUUAAGUGAUGUUAUAUGGAACAAUAAAGCAUUUUUAAUAUGAAUAGAUGAAACAAAAACCCCCAGAUAUUUUCACAGUGAUCUGAUUUAAAAAAAAGUCCAUGAAGACGACAAUCUCUUCUCCAGUUGGUUGUUCAGGGCUCCCCUGUUGUGCAAAGUAGAGAUGCACAAAACAAAGUGUAUUUUUUUUGUCUGUUUGUUUUACAGUGAAGAUCUACAGAUUUUAAUUUCUAUUUACGAAUCAUAAAUGACAAAGUACCUUGUACUGUUUGUGCAUUUACUUUUAAAUUUAACUCAAAAGAAGUAGAAUUAUUUUCCAAAUGACAAAAAUUGUUAUUGAUCCAAAGUUAUGCUGAUGAUUGAAUGAGUAGAACUAUUAUUUUAUUUUAUUUAUUUCUUUUUGUUGUUUAGGGCCUCCUCCUGUUCAGGUCACCCUGCUGCUGUGGUUGAACUGCACCAAUACUCUCAGUUCUCCUACUACCCUCUAUAAAGUGUGUACUCAAUCAAAGGGAACAUAAGUGUUCAAGUGUGCAGAUUACUAGUGUUCAAAAAUUUGAGAAUUGGGACAGUAACUUUGACAUCCAAAAUGGUGGGACUGUUCUCUGUUUUGGCACUUGGACUGCUAAAAUAGACAACUACAAGAAAAACAUUGAUUCUAAAUGUACAGUAUUUUUGCUUUCCAGCAUCAUUGCUAGAUGUUUAGCUGUUUGUUACGGUCCGUCCAGUAAACCACAGGGACAAAGGCAUAAAAAGAAUAAAUUCUAUUUAUUUUCCUAUUAUUUCUUC
This is a messenger RNA of Gambusia affinis (western mosquitofish), 1458 nucleotides long. RefSeq names its product NADH:ubiquinone oxidoreductase complex assembly factor 4 (gene ndufaf4). The record is from RefSeq and is a predicted model, not a curated record. The transcript has 3 exons. The coding region runs from base 50 to 583 and encodes 177 amino acids. Lineage: Eukaryota; Metazoa; Chordata; Actinopteri; Cyprinodontiformes; Poeciliidae. Gene Ontology annotation, biological process: mitochondrial respiratory chain complex I assembly. Gene Ontology annotation, cellular component: mitochondrion.